This is a messenger RNA of Wyeomyia smithii (pitcher-plant mosquito), 2865 nucleotides long. Its product is annotated as kinesin heavy chain-like. Gene Ontology annotation, biological process: microtubule-based movement. Bases 1 to 2865 code for a protein of 954 amino acids. NCBI's taxonomy places the organism in Eukaryota, Metazoa, Arthropoda, Insecta, Diptera, Culicidae. Gene Ontology annotation, molecular function: microtubule binding; ATP binding; microtubule motor activity. The transcript has a single exon. The record is from RefSeq and is a predicted model, not a curated record.
AUGUCGGAAGAGCGGGAAAUUCCUGCCGAGGAUAGCAUUAGAGUGGUGUGCCGUUUUCGUCCGCUGAAUGACAGUGAGGAACGAGCCGGAUCGAAGUGUAUAGUUAAAUUUCCUUCUGGACCAGAGGAGAACUGUUUCUCCGUAGGUGGCAAAGUGUAUCUGUUCGAUAAAGUGUUUAAACCGAGUGCCACCCAAGAGAAGGUCUACAACGAGGCAGCCAAGUCAAUCGUUUCUGACGUCCUAGCCGGUUACAAUGGUACUAUCUUCGCCUACGGGCAGACAUCCUCCGGUAAAACACACACCAUGGAGGGAGUCACCGGUGAUCCCAUCAAGCAGGGCAUCAUUCCACGUAUUGUUGACGAUAUUUUCAACCACAUCUACAGUAUGGAGGUUAAUCUAGAGUUUCACAUCAAGGUUUCUUACUACGAAAUUUACUUGGACAAAAUUCGAGAUCUACUGGACGUCUCCAAAGUUAACCUGAGUGUGCACGAGGACAAAAACCGGGUACCGUACGUGAAGGGAGUAACAGAACGAUUCGUGUCCAGUCCCGAGGAUGUUUUCGAGGUGAUCGAGCAGGGUAAAUCCAAUCGGCACAUAGCAGUAACCAACAUGAACGAACAUUCGUCGCGAUCGCACUCAGUAUUUCUUAUCAAUGUGAAACAAGAAAAUCUAGAAAAUCAGAAAAAGCUUUCUGGUAAACUAUACCUGGUGGAUUUGGCAGGUUCGGAGAAAGUUUCGAAAACCGGUGCCGAAGGAACGGUGCUAGAUGAGGCGAAAAAUAUCAACAAAUCGCUUUCGGCACUCGGAAAUGUCAUUUCGGCGCUAGCCGAUGACAAGAAGACGCAUAUUCCGUACCGUGACUCGAAGCUGACGCGAAUUCUACAGGAAUCGCUUGGUGGCAAUGCUCGUACAACCAUCAUGAUCUGCUGUUCGCCAGCAAGUUUCAACGAAGCGGAAACCAAAUCGACACUGGAGUUUGGACGGAGAGCGAAGACAGUUAAGAAUGUGGUUUGUGUGAAUGAAGAGCUCACGGCUGAAGAGUGGAAGCGCCGCUACGAACGGGAAAAGGAAAAGAAUGCUCGCUUGAAAGGUAAAAUAGAGAAGCUGGAAGUGGAACUGAUGAGAUGGCGCGCAGGUGAAACGGUGAACGUGGAGGAGCAGUUUGAUUUGCUGGAUAUUACGGAGGUUACUUUAUCGAACAUAGACGUUCUUCUGGAGAAACCGGAAACGGCAAACAAUCUUACAAUGGCUAGCGUUGACGAGCGUGCUUUUCUGGAAAAUGAAUGCGAGCGUCUCUAUCAACAGCUGGACGAUAAGGAUGAAGAGAUCAACCAGCAAUCUCAGCAUGUUGAGAAACUAAAAGAGCAGAUUAUAGAACAGGAAGAAGUGAUCACUAGCUCUAGACGUGACUAUGAAUAUUUGCAAAUGGAAGUAACUCGCAUUCAGGAAGAGAACGAGAACGCCAAGGCGGAAGUUAAGGAAGUCCUACAAGCUCUCGAAGAACUUGCUGUUAACUACGAUCAAAAGACACUGGAGAUCGACUUGAAAAACAAGGAAAUAGAUGCAUUAAACGGGGAAUUGGUACAGAGACAGAUUUUGUUGAAUAGCGCACAGUCAAAACUACAUCAGAUGGAAGACAUGUCAGCGCAUCAGAAGAAACGCAACAGUGAAAUAUUAAGUAGUUUACUGCGCGAUAUCUCUGAGGUUGGCCAGGCUUUAGCUGCCGAUCCGAAUGAGAUGAAACUAAACCUGGAAACUUCGUGCGAUAAACUAGAGGAAGAAUUUACUAUUGCACGGCUCUUCAUAAGCGAGAUAAAGGCGGAGGCAAAGAUUGUCUCCCAGCGGUGUUUGAAUUUAGAAAAAUUUCAACAGGAAGCUAAUCAGAAAAUCAACGAACACGAGAAGGAUCUCAGUGUUUGUAAAUUGCUAAUUUCCCAGUAUGAGGCCCGUAUAAAAUCGCUGCAGGAGACUAUACGAGAAGCAGAAAAUAAGAAGCGUGCUCUGGAAGAGAAUGUAGACGCUCUGCGUGGAGAAUGCGUCAAACUGAAGGCAGCUGAGGUGGUGUCCGCCGUGAAUGCGGAAGAAAAACAACAGGCUGCAUUCGAGAACCUGCGGGAAGCACACACCAAACAAGUUUCAGCAUUGCGUGACGAGAUCGCUGAGAAGCAGGGGCUCAUCAACGAACUGCAGGAUACCAACCAGAAACUAGCCCUUGCCCACCAACAGAUGACAACCGACUACGAGAAACUGCGACAGGGAGAGGCCGAAAAGACUACUAAACUGCAGGAACUUCUGCUGAGCCACGAACGCCGAGAGCAGGCUCGUAAGGAUUUCAAGGGGCUGGAAGAUACCGUGGCUAAAGAAUUGAAUACAUUGCACGCCCUGCGCAAGCUAUUUGUGCAAGACCUACAAGCUCGCAUGAAGCAAUCAAGCAGUUUGGAGGACUUUGAAGAUAACGGUGAAUCGUUGGCCCAGAAACAGAAGAACUAUUUCCUCGAGAACAAUUUGGAACAGCUAACAAAGAUGCACAAGCAGCUCGUGCGGGACAAUUCGGUUCUGCGCUGUGAGCUGCCAAAGCUGGAGAAGAGGCUCCGGACCACGAUGGAGCGCGUUAAGUUACUUGAAACGGCUCUUAAGGAUGCUAAGGAAGGUGCAAUGCAAGAUCGUAAACGCUACCAGUAUGAAAUGGAUCGCAUCAAGGAAGCCGUCCGGCAGAAAAGUUUGGCACGGCGUGGACCGCAGGCGCAAAUUGCCAAACCCAUUCGUGCUGGUCAGGGACAAACUCCGUUCAAGGCAGCAGCGGCCGGCAGUUCUCCAAGGUUAAUUGUGGAGGAUAGAUCCAUUCGAAGGGUGGCGCAAAGUUAA